CAAUCCCUCACUUCGUGUUGCAUAUAUUGAUGAAGUUGAAGAAAGAGAAGGUGGAAAAGUACAGAAAGUUUAUUAUUCUGUAUUGGUCAAAGCUGUGGACAAUCUUGACCAAUAAAUAUAUCGAAUAAAGCUUCCAGGCCCAGCAAAGUUAGGAGAAGGAAAGCCAGAAAACAAAAAUCAUGCCAUCAUUUUUACCAGAGGGGAAGCUCUUCAGGCUAUCGACAUGAACCAGGAUAAUUAUUUGGAAGAAGCUUUGAAAAUGCGUAACCUUCUGGAAGAAUUUAAUGAGGAUCAUUGAGUGUGCUCACCCACCAUAUUAGGCGGUCGUGAGCAUAUUUUCACUGGAAGGUUAUGAAUAUUUUCACUAUAUAAUGCGCACGGGAGAUAGUUGGUUCCAAAAUCCAAAUAUUGGGUUGACAAAUUGGUGAGUUAGAAAUAGACAAGAAGAGAAGAGGAAAACGGACUUCGGUUGAAUUGCCAUGCACUGAUCUCGCUCUCUAGCUUCUCUCACUCUCACUCCGGAAUCGGUGUUCUUCCACUCGUUCGUUCUCACACUCACCUAUGUCUUCAUUUCGAUCCUAAUUCCCCUUUCUUUCCGAUCCAAGAUUUUGAUUCUUUAAUUUCCCACGUUACCGUCAAUCUCAAGUGCAUUAUUAUAUAUAUCUUUGGAUGGUUUUGGUUGCGUGGCAUCAGGCAGUUUAAGACAUUGUUACUACAGUGAUUGGAGAGGAUUAAGGCUGCUGUUUCUGCGCUUUGGAAUACUCGUGGCUUGAACUGGCCUUAUUCAUUUGAGCAACAGAGGCAGAAAACUGGAGAUUUAGACAUGCUUGAUUGGCUUAGAGCCAUGUUUGGCUUUCAGAGGGACAACGUCAGGAAUCAGAGAGAGCAUCUGAUUUUGCUUCUUGCUAAUUCUCAUAUAAGGCUACACCCUAAACCCAAGCCUUUCAACCUGCUCGAUGAUUGGGCUGUUGAUUCAGUGAUGAAAAAUCUCUUCAAGAAUUACAAAUCAUGGUGCAAAUGCUUGGGACGAAAACAUAGUUUACGGGGAAGCAUCCAAUGUUCGUUUCAUGCCAGAGUGUCUAUGCUACAUAUUUCACAAUAUCAGCACUUCAUGGCUACUACAGACCCUGAGAACAAAUCACCAACUCUGCCGCUGCCUCCAGCCGAAGUGGAUUACUCUAAAGUUGAUGUGAUCCUAAGAUUUCUGUUGCUGGCAGCAUCGGUGGUGGCGCUUGCAGUGAUUGUCUCCAGUGAUCAAACAGAGCAAGUGCUCUUCCAAGAUGUGCUUCUACCGCAGCCAGCCAAGUUCAAAUACUCACCAGCUUUUGUAUAUUUUGUGGCUGCAUUCAGUGUUUCUGGCCUUUAUGCUCUUGUUUCUGCUCUUGCAUCUAUCUCUGUCAUCCAGAAGCCAGGAUUCAAACUGAAGUUCCUCCUCCACUUUAUCUUCUGGGAUGCACUGAUAUUGGGGAUAACAGCCUCAGCAACAGGAGCAGCAGGAAGUGUGGCAUAUAUUGGUUUAAAGGGCAACAGCCAUGUGGGUUGGAUUAAAGUUUGCAACAUCUACGACAAGUUCUGUAGGCAUCUAGCUGGCUCCAUAGCAGUGGCUUUGUUUGGCAGCAUUGUGACUGUCCUUCUCAUCUGGCUUUCAGCUUUCACCAUUCACAGUCGAGUUCCCAAAUAGAUGGAAGGAAUAUGGACCAUUCAGCAUACAUAUGCACUCAAAUCCAGAUUCACAUUGUUCACAAAAUCAGUCAAGUUAAUGUUCAUAUAUUGACAUGGAUACCUUUUGUUGUUGUGAGUGUUUCUUCAAAGGUGUUGAUUAUGUGUAAUGAAGUAUGUUAACUACACUCUGUAUGAACAUUCUUUCCAACAGUCUUUGUUAUUGAAUGAAAUUCAUGAGUCUUACUAAAUGAUGUAGGUCCAUUCCUUAUUUAGUGAGUUUCAUAUGAAUUUCACCAAAUAAUAAAGAAUAUAUUGUUGAAAAGUUUGUGUCAAGUAAUGUGAUACUAGCAUUUGUUAUGUGUAAACUAUAUCCUCCAUAGAUCCCAGUUGUAAUUUGCAUUCUGUUUGUGCUAAAAAUGAUUUGUAAUGA
Molecule: messenger RNA, 2092 nt
Organism: Glycine soja
Lineage: Eukaryota; Viridiplantae; Streptophyta; Magnoliopsida; Fabales; Fabaceae
Product: CASP-like protein 1D2
Exons: 9
Coding region: 824-1681 (285 amino acids)
Source: RefSeq, a predicted model, not a curated record